AUGGAUGUGGACAGUGCGUCUAAUAUAAGAGGAUCUAGGAUCGGGGUUGUAAUGAUAUCUCCCGAAUGGUUACGAUUGGAAAAAUCACUAAGAUUGGGUUUCUAUGCUUCAAACAACAAAGUUGAGUAUGGAGCUCUCAUUGCUAGUCUCAGGGUGGUUCAAAAGCUUAGUGUUGAGGAAGUUGAGGUAUUCUCUGACUCAAAAUUGGUGGUAAGUCAAAUUGAGGGGAGCUUUGAGACAAAGGAUGCCCAUAUGCAGCAGUACUUAAAGUUGUUUAGGGCCUUACAAGCGACUUUUCAAAAAGUAAGUAUGGUCAAGAUACCGAGAAGUCAAAAUAGUCAUGUUGAUUCAUUGGCUACUUUGGCUUCAUCGUCAGGGAAGAGGCAAAGCUCUGACUCCAAUAACUUCGAAGACUCUCCAAGUAGAAGAGAAUUCGAUGGAUCUAAAAGAAAUUCAAGUUUUCCAGUAUUUGACCUAAGGACCAUCAUUGCAGCCACAGAUAACUUCUCUGCUGCUAAUGAGCUUGGCAAAGGUGGUUUUGGCUCGGUUUAUAAGGGUUUGCUACAAAACAGAAUGGAAAUAGCAAUAAAAAGACUAUCAAAAUACUCAGGACAAGGAGUGGAAGAGUUCAAAAAUGAAGUUGCACUUAUUGCUAAACUCCAACAUAGGAACCUCGUGAGAAUCUUAGGUUGUUGCAUUCAAGGAGAAGAGAAGAUGUUAGUCUAUGAGUACUUGCCUAAUAAAAGCUUAGACUCUUUUAUUUUUGAUGAAACAAAAAGGUUAUGUUUAGAUUGGGGAAAGCGAUUUGAGAUUAUUUGUGGAAUUGCUAGAGGGAUAUUAUAUCUUCAUCAAGACUCAAGAUUAAGAAUUAUCCAUAGAGAUUUAAAGGCCAGCAAUAUUCUACUCGACAAUACUUUGAAUCCAAAAAUUUCAGAUUUUGGUAUGGCUAGAAUUGUUGGAGGUGACCAAAUUGAAGUGAAUACAAAUCGCGUUGUUGGAACAUAUGGUUAUAUGUCACCAGAGUAUGCAAUGCAAGGAGUAUUUUCAAUAAAGUCUGAUGUAUAUAGCUUCGGAGUGUUACUAUUAGAGAUAAUUGCUGGUAAAAAGAAUGGUACUUGUUACCAUGAUGGUCUCUCCCCAUAUUUGAUUGAACAUGUUUGGGACCUAUGGAGAGAAGGAAAAGCCAUGGAAAUUGUGGAUGCAUCACUAGGUGAGACAUACCCUGCUAAUGAAGUUUUGAGAUGCAUUCAAAUUGGGCUUUUAUGCGUGCAAGAACAUGCAAGAGAUCGGCCAACCAUGUUAACAAUUGUUUUCAUGUUGGGUAAUGACACACCUCUUCCUUCUCCAAAACAACCAGCAUUUAUUUCAACAAGUACUAACAAUAUUAGAGACAUGUUAACUUCUAUAAAUGAAGUAUCAAUUUCUGAAAUUGAUGGUCGCUAA
Molecule: messenger RNA, 1443 nt
Organism: Quercus lobata
Lineage: Eukaryota; Viridiplantae; Streptophyta; Magnoliopsida; Fagales; Fagaceae
Product: G-type lectin S-receptor-like serine/threonine-protein kinase At1g11410
Exons: 6
Coding region: 1-1443 (480 amino acids)
Biological process (GO): protein phosphorylation
Cellular component (GO): plasma membrane
Molecular function (GO): nucleic acid binding; protein serine/threonine kinase activity; RNA-DNA hybrid ribonuclease activity
Source: RefSeq, a predicted model, not a curated record